AUGCUUCUCUUUCUUUCUUUCUUUCUUUCUUUCUUUCUUUCUUUCUUUCUUUCUUUCUUUAGGUUUAAUUUCUUCCAUUUUGAUUUUCCUAUUUUUCUUUCUUCAUAUUUAUUUCAUUCUUUCUUUUUUGCUUGCUUGCUUGCUUUCUUUUCUUUCUUUCUUUCUUUCUUUCUUUCUUUCUUUCUUUCUUUCUUUCUUAUUCCCACAUAUUCUUUUUUUAAUGGUUCCUUUCACCAUUCCCUUCGUUUAUUUCUUUCUAUCUUUCUUUUUUUCUUAUUCCCAAAUAUUAUUUUUCAAUCUGUUUCAUCUUUUGAUACACCCCGUUUCUUUCUUUCUUUCUUUCUUUCUUUCUUUCUUUCUUUCUUUCACGGCUUCAUCACCUAUCCAUUCCCCACCCCCUGGCUCUCUAUCGUUUUUGCUUUCCAUGAACCGUUUUUGCCAUUUCUUCUCUCUGUUUUCAAAAUUGCUUUCUUAAGUAGUUUUACAUAUGUUCAUCACUUCUUUCUUUCUUUCUUUUGCCUUUUCUUUCUCUUUUUCGUCAUUACAUCUAACAAGUUUAUACUUUUUUCAUUAUUUCAUUAUUGCAUUUAUUAUAUUUAUACUACUUUUUUCUGUUUUUUCCCCUUUUCUUUUGCUAUCCAUUUUUUCUUUUACAUAUUCUUUCCUUUUUUUUUCAUUUACUUUCUGACUUUCUCCUAA
Messenger RNA from Acanthosepion pharaonis, 699 nucleotides. The record is from the annotation of a GenBank genome assembly. Lineage: Eukaryota; Metazoa; Mollusca; Cephalopoda; Sepiida; Sepiidae.